AUGGAAAAAAGUCAGUCAGCUGUCAGCUGUGAAUUUAACUGCGGCAAAUGUAGCAUUGGAACAUUCUGUGAUACCAUAACCGGGAUAUGUCUAGAGGGAUGUCAGGAUCAUUGGGCUGCUCCUCUCUGUGACAAUUGUGAAGAAGGAUUUUAUGGGCAGACAUGUGAAAACUUCUGUGGACACUGUAGAAAUGGGACAUACUGUAAUACUUCCUCCGGAGUAUGUCCAGACAGUUGUGAGGAUCAUUGGGAUGGACAAAUGUGUAAUGGUAGACUGGUUUUUAUCUGUAUUGAGGUUUGCAAAAAAGGAUAUUAUGGACAAAGCUGUGAAUUAAACUGUGGCAAAUGUAGCAUUGGAACCUUCUGUGAUACCAUAACGGGGAUAUGUCCAGAUGGAUGUCAGGAUUACUAUGCUAGUCCUCUCUGUAACACAUGUAAAGUUGGGUUUUAUGGGCACUCGUGUGAAAAACCCUGUGGAAACUGCAGAAAUGGAACAUACUGUAAUUCAUCCACCGGAGUUUGUCCAAAUGGUUGUGAGAACCAUUGGGUUGGAGAGAUAUGCAAAGAUUGUGAAGAAGGAUUUUAUGGGCCGACAUGUGAAAACUUCUGUGGAAACUGUAGAAAUGGGACAUACUGUAAUACUUCCUCCGGAGUAUGUCCAGACAGUUGUGACGAUCAUUGGGAUGGACUAAUGUGUAAUGUUUGCAAAGAAGGCUAUUAUGGACACAGAUGUGAAUUAAACUGCGGCAAAUGUAGCACUGGAACAUUCUGUGAUACCAUAACGGGGAUAUGUCCAGAGGGAUGUCAGGAUAUUUGGGCUGCUCCUCUCUGUGACAAUUGUGAAGCAGGAUUUUUUGGGCAGACAUGUGAAUACUCCUGUGGAAAUUGUAGAAAUGGGACAUACUGUAAUAUGUCCUCCGGAAUAUGUCCAGAUGGUUGUGAGGAUCAUUGGGAUGGACAAAUGUGUAAUGAAUGUAAAAACGGAUAUUAUGGAUUAAUAUGCGAGGGCAUGUGUGGGAACUGUGGAAAUGGAACAUACUGUAAUAAGGAGAACGGAACUUGUCCUGCUGAAUGUCAGGCUCACUGGAAUGGAUCCAAGUGCGACGAAUACUAUAAUCUAGGUCAUAUAAGCACUGUUAUGCGGACGCAGGAUUUGCAAGACAUAAUUGCUUUUAAAGGGAGCGAAAAGCAACACCCAUUCAUUAUGGAAUACAAGAGGUUACCUCCCGGAGAUGUAAGCAAAUGUCCAACGGCUCAGAAGAAAGAAAACAUCACUAAGAACAGAUUUAAAACAACAUUUCCUUAUGAACAUUCGAGGGUUGUACUUGGAGAGAAAUGGGACGUAGAUGACAACGAUUACAUCAACGCAAAUUACAUUAAGGAUUUUAAAGGCGAAAGACGUUACAUCGCCGCUCAAGGUCCACGGGAGAAUACUUUGACAGACUUCCUGAAAAUGAUAUGGCAGGAAAACAUACAAUGCAUUGUUAUGUUGACUAAUCUGGUUGAAGAUGGAAAGAAAAAAUGCGCUAAGUACUGGCCGGAUAAUGAUAUGUCCAAAAAUAUUGGACAGUGUACCCUAAGUCUGUUAGAGGAAACAGUAUAUGCUUUUUAUACAUUUCGAAUGUUCUCACUUCAAAGAAGAAACCUACAUGACCUAAGGAUUAUAACCCAUUUCCACUACACAGCUUGGCCAGAUCAUGAUACCCCAGAAGAGAUAGCACUUGUUCAGUUUCAUAGAACUGUUACCAAAAAAUGGAAGUCUGAAUCUCCCUUACUUGUUCACUGCAGUGCAGGAGUUGGUAGAACGGGUACUUUUAUAGGCCUCGAUACCUUACUGAAACAAGGAAGGCAAACGGGGCGGAUCAACAUAUUUGAGUUUGUGAAGCAAAUGAGAGAGGAUCGUAUGACUAUGGUUCAAACUGUUGAACAGUAUGUGUUCCUACACAAAGCAUUACUCUGUGGAUUCCAAGAAAGAGAGACAGUCAUAUCGGAAUUGAAUCUUGAACCAAAACUUAAUUUACUGCAUAAUGACACAUCACCAUUGAAUCAACAACAAUUAUACAAGGAGUUCAAAUUCUUAGAAACCAUGAUUCCAGUUUACGAGAUGGAAUGUAAAGAGGACGCUUUGAGCUCAGCGAACAGAUCAAAAAAUGUUUACAUGGGUAUAUUACCAGUGUCAAAAUAUCGACCAUUUCUAGCAUCAAAUGCAAAGGGAAGAAAUGAGUAUAUAAAUGCAGUGAUUGUUCCCUCAUUUACUCAUCCAGCUGGGUUUAUUCUAACUCAGAAACCUCUCCCUGAUACGGAAAUAGAUCUCUGGAGAUUGUGCAUGGACUACCAAGUGGGGGAAAUGGUGGUCCUCAAUGGCUUUGAUGAGGGCAAGACACAAAGCAUGGACGUCUUCCAGAUAUAUUCCAAGAAUGAUGAUGAAGUAAUAAAGGUGGUUGAAAUGUUGCUAGAAAAAGAAAAGGAAUCUACUAUGACUUCUCUUGUUAUUAGCAAAAAUGGUGCCGGUGCAACAGGACUGUUCUGUGUUUUACAUAAUGCUCUACAACAACUUCGUAUGGAUGGAGAGGUUGAUAUAUUUACUAUUGUCCGGCAACUGCAAACUAGAAGACCGGAAGUAAUCAACAAGCUGGAAGAGUAUAGAAAAUGCUACCAAUUAGUAUCCCGAUCCGUUUCAACAAGCGGAACAUACGCCAAUAUGUGA
This is a messenger RNA of Saccostrea echinata, 2706 nucleotides long. RefSeq names its product receptor-type tyrosine-protein phosphatase mu-like. NCBI's taxonomy places the organism in Eukaryota, Metazoa, Mollusca, Bivalvia, Ostreida, Ostreidae. Gene Ontology annotation, molecular function: protein tyrosine phosphatase activity. The record is from RefSeq and is a predicted model, not a curated record. Gene Ontology annotation, biological process: protein dephosphorylation. The transcript is spliced from 23 exons. Bases 1 to 2706 code for a protein of 901 amino acids.